This is a messenger RNA of Nasonia vitripennis (jewel wasp), 1182 nucleotides long. It is a transcript of the gene Or113, whose product is annotated as odorant receptor 113. Lineage: Eukaryota; Metazoa; Arthropoda; Insecta; Hymenoptera; Pteromalidae. Gene Ontology annotation, molecular function: odorant binding; olfactory receptor activity. The transcript has 5 exons. The record is from RefSeq and is marked inferred. The coding region runs from base 1 to 1182 and encodes 393 amino acids. Gene Ontology annotation, biological process: detection of chemical stimulus involved in sensory perception of smell; sensory perception of smell. Gene Ontology annotation, cellular component: plasma membrane.
AUGAUGAGCGAAAUUUUUCCAACAACAUAUUUUUUUCUAAAAAUUUCUGGAUUUUGGAGACCUUAUUCUCUAAAGUUACCUUUAUACUUGUGUUACCAAAUUUAUACGGCAUUUUCUUUUGCAACGGUUUUGAGCCUUAUAAUUUUACUUGUACUCUACUGCGCGUUUGCGCAUGACAAGUUUUUAGAAUUGCUUUUGGAGAACAUGUACUUGGUCAUAUCUUUUUCCAAUUGUAUAUCUAAAACGUCGAAUAUAAUUUUAAGAAAGAAAAAUGUUGAGAAAUUAUUACAGUGGAUUAGAGAAAAACGAUGGCUUGCUGAACGCGACUUGGAAGAAUCCUGUAUAGUAGCACAUUCGAAGCUUAUGGAAAAAGCAAUACCUCAAUUCUGUACAUUAUUGGUUUGCGCAAACGGCAUCGGCAACUUAAUGAACCCAAUCAUCCGCGCCAAUCCGGACAAGAAAUUGGUGAUCGAAGCUUAUCCUAUCUGCGAUAGAAGCCGUCCUGUCUGUUUUUGGCUUACAUACUUGCAUCAAUGCUUCGGCUUCGUGAUUGUCAACGUAAUUCACGUGGCUUGCGAUUGUCUGAUUUAUAAUUUUAUAGACAGAACGUGCGCUCACUUGAAAAUAUUAGGGCAUAGAUUGCAGAAAUUACCAGUUCUCGUGAAAGGGAUUAGACAUCAAGGAAUCGACACAGUGGAGUUUGAGAAAAGUUACGUCAUAGACUGCAUUAAAAAUCAUCAAGGUAUUUUUAUAUUUAUUCGAGAAUUGAACGAUACAUUCUGUGAAACCGUCUUUUUUCAAUUUCUGUCAAGUAUAUUAGUUUUGUGUACAAAUAUAUUUUUACUAUCCAAGCAAGAAUUGUUUAGUCCUGAAUUCAUAGCAGUAUUUUCAUAUUUCUGUUGCGUCUUAGCGCAGAAUUUCUUCUACUGCUGGUAUGGAUAUAAACUAUCUGUAAAUAGUUUAGCGUUUGUCGAUGCCAUCGCCAAAAUUAAUUGGGUUGAGUUAGAUAUGAAGACCAAGAAAAUGCUCGUCUACAUGAUGUUAAUAACUUCAAACAAAGUAGAACUAUUUAAUAACGCUGUGGUCAACCUGAGUCCCGCAUCGUUUAUUAAUAUAGUGAAAAUUUCAUACUCAGCAUUUACAGUUUUGCAACGUACAAGCCACAAGGAAAUGAAGAUAUGA